Tachysurus vachellii is the source of this 1184-nucleotide messenger RNA. RefSeq lists its product as uncharacterized. Bases 110 to 1093 code for a protein of 327 amino acids. The record is from RefSeq and is a predicted model, not a curated record. The transcript is spliced from 7 exons. NCBI's taxonomy places the organism in Eukaryota, Metazoa, Chordata, Actinopteri, Siluriformes, Bagridae. Gene Ontology annotation, biological process: response to bacterium.
AGUACAGACCGCCUGUAGUAUGAAUAUAAAAUCAAACCGUGCUUCAAGUGCAUUCACAUUCUGUUAAUAAAUGAGAUACAAACACUGUAGAAUUGAUAAGAAAUGAACAAUGAGCAGUUUCUGGAUUUUACUUUUCAUCUUCAGCACCAUGUAUACAGUCCAUCCUGGUAGACACUGGGUUACUGCACAAUCUCCAACAAAGCCACCAGUUUUUCAGCCUGAUAAAGAGCUCAGUGUGAAUAUCGGAGACUCUGCGACUCUACAGUGUUGUUAUGAUUCUCAGAAUGUAGUUGGAAUAAUAGACUUGUUUAAACAACCAAACAAUAAAAAACCUCAGAUUGUAGUCACAGUGUAUAAAAGCAAUAUUGAAACGUUUCACAAUGGAUUCCAAGAGUCUCAUUUUCGAAUAGAAAGAUUUUCAAACUGCUUCAAUAUGACUAUUUUAAACACCACUCAGUCUGAUGAAGCCAUGUACUACUGUGCAGUGAAGACAUCCAACAUUGUGUUUGGAGAUGGAACUUAUUUACAUAUUAAAGAUACAGUCGAGUCUGAUAAACGUUGUGUUACUACAAACCCCCCCCCAAAUCCAGAUGUUUAUCAGGCUGAAGAAAAGCUCAGUGUGAAUAUCGGAGCCUCGGCUACUCUACAGUGUUGUGUUUUAGGAAUAGAAAACGGAGAAGUUAUCUGGUUUAAGCAACAAAAUGAAAAACAGCCUCAGGUUAUAGUCAGAUUCUUUAACACAGCUGGAGAAAAGUUUUACAAAGAAUUCCAAAAUUCUCGUUUUCAAAUUAAAAAGUUUGGACACUGCUUCAAUUUGACCAUUUUAAACACCACCCUGUGUGAGGAAGCCACAUAUUACUGUGCACUCGUGUCUACUGAUGGAACUCGUUUACAAAUGAAAGGUGAGCGUGUUAACGCAGAAACAUCUAAAGCAGCUCUGUGUGAUAAUUCAGUGGUGUGUGAACCAACACCGCAUGGAAACAACACUAACACCGACACACGACACAGUGAUCGGUUUGGGAUCGGCUUUGGGUUUGUGCUCACUUCUGAUUUUCUGUCUCACUUAUUUCAUACUGAGGAGAAGAAAAGGUGAUAAAAUGAAUUCUACAGAAAGGAGGAAGAAUUCUCAUUUCGACACUUUGACUUAUGCAGCAUUGAAGAGAAGUGAAUUUUGCUUGUCAGAC